This is a messenger RNA of Eurytemora carolleeae, 1846 nucleotides long. RefSeq names its product protein Malvolio. Lineage: Eukaryota; Metazoa; Arthropoda; Copepoda; Calanoida; Temoridae. Gene Ontology annotation, cellular component: apical plasma membrane. Gene Ontology annotation, molecular function: manganese ion transmembrane transporter activity; cadmium ion transmembrane transporter activity; iron ion transmembrane transporter activity. Gene Ontology annotation, biological process: metal ion transport; response to manganese ion; manganese ion homeostasis. The transcript is spliced from 23 exons. Bases 10 to 1644 code for a protein of 544 amino acids. The record is from RefSeq and is a predicted model, not a curated record.
AUUGAUAGAAUGAAAGGAAUGGAUAACAAUGGCUUCUCUGGAAAGGAUGAGGAAAGUUUUCCUGAAAAACGAAUUGAUAUCAGUACGUGCCAUCAUGAGAAGAAGAACACCUUCAGCUUUAGAACACUCUGGCUCUUUACAGGGCCUGGUUGGCUAAUGAGCAUAGCUUAUCUGGAUCCAGGAAACAUAGAAUCCGAUCUGCAAAGUGGAGUUGUGGCUGGUUACAAGCUUCUCUGGGUCACUUUCUGGGCUUCCUUUCUGGGCUUUCUCAUGCAACGACUUUCAUCAAGGUUGGGUGUUGUAACAGGGAAACACCUUGCCGAGCUUUGUUACGAAAACUUCCCUUCUGUUCCAAACUUCUUGUUGUGGAUAAUGGUAGAAAUUGCUGUAAUAGGCAGUGAUAUGCAGGAGGUCAUUGGAACAUCAAUAGCACUUUAUCUUCUCACAAAUGGAGCUCUACCUUUGUGGGCUGGCUGUAUAAUCACUCUGGUGGACACUUUCACCUUCCUCUUUCUGGACAGGUAUGGGCGAAGAAAGCUUGAGUUUUUCUUUUUCUUUUUAAUCCUGGUGAUGGGCGUAAGCUUUGGAAUAAACUAUGGAUACGAUCUACCAGACCAGAAGGACGUUAUUUUAGGUGCUGUUGUUCCUGGUUGCAAUGGAUGUAACGAAGCUUGGUUUCUUCAGGCUGUAGCCGCGGUUGGAGCAAUUAUAAUGCCUCAUAAUCUCUACCUUCAUUNUAUUUACCUACAUUCUGCAUUGGUUACUAUGCAUGACGUGGAUCGAAGCUGUACUAAAUGUAUAAAAUCUGCAAAUUUUUAUACUUCUAUCGAGUCUGCUUUAUCCAUCGGAGUUUCUUUUAUCAUAAAUCUGUUUGUGGUUUCCGUAUUUGGAAGUGUUCUUCAUCAAAAAUCUAACGCGGAUAUUCAAGAACUAUGCCUGGAGCGGGAUUGGCAUCCUGAGGUUUUUAACUGUAGUUUAUCUGAGAAUUCUUGCAUUGCGGAGGAAUAUGUGGAAGGAGAUUUAUACCGGGGUGGUAUAGCUCUUGGAUGUUCUUUUGGAGUUCUCUUCACAUACAUCUGGGGGGUAGGAAUACUUGCCAGUGGUCAAUCCAGUACUAUGACAGGAACAUACGCUGGUCAGUUUGCUAUGCAGGGAUUUCUUAAUCUUAACUGGAAGCAGUGGAAAAUUCUGGUUAUUACUAGGGUAGUUGCAAUGCUUCCGACGCUUUGUGUUGCUUGGUUCACAGAUAUGCAGACGAUGACGGGGUUAAAUGAUAUUCUAAACGCUGUAAUGUCAAUUCAACUUCCCUUUGCUAUAAUCCCAGCACUGUGCUUCAGCUGUAGCAGGGUUGUUAUGGGAGAAUUCAGAAACGGGUUUGUGCAGAAGGUCAUGAUUGGGUUACUCUCCGUGGUGGUCCUCACCAUCAACAUGGUCUUCGUCUUCCAAUACGUCAAGGAGUCCGUCCCCACACAGUUGAUUUACCUUCUUCCUAUUGUGGUUUAUUUCCUGCUGUACUUCCUGUUUAUCGUCUAUCUUGUUAUCUAUCUGUUUAUCUGCAUGGGUUUUGAGAGCCUUGCAAAGAUAUCUGUUUUCAGGCGAAUAUACAGUCUGGAGAAGUUCAUGGAGCCUCUAUUGGAAAAAUAGUUUAAGGUUAAAGGCCGCAACGCUUUCUGUUCAAAUGUACCAGUCAUGAAUGUGACCAUUGAGAGGAAUGGCAUGCUUGGCUGUCUGCUCCCCCCCCCCUUGGAGGAUCGCUACGAUGUUCAAAUUAUUCUGAUCUUAUUAACUCGUUGUUUUGGAAAAUAAGGUUUAUAUGGAUCAAGGAAUAAAUCAUUUUGUGAAUCAA